Molecule: messenger RNA, 2217 nt
Organism: Anthonomus grandis grandis
Lineage: Eukaryota; Metazoa; Arthropoda; Insecta; Coleoptera; Curculionidae
Product: phenoloxidase 1-like
Exons: 8
Coding region: 76-2127 (683 amino acids)
Molecular function (GO): oxidoreductase activity
Source: RefSeq, a predicted model, not a curated record
AAUUCAUAUUACCAAAGCACUUUGUCUUGGUAAUACAUUAGUAUUUUCUUCGUGAAAAAUAAAAUCAUCUUCAACAUGACUGAUAAGAAGAACCUUUUGCUGCUCUUCGACCGCCCCCAGGAACCAUCUUUUAUGCCCAAGGGUGACCAGAAAAAGGCCUUUUCUGUACCAGCAGAUUAUUUGAGUGACAAGUAUAAGCCGAUAGGAACCCAAGUAAGCAACAGAUUCGGGGAGGAAGCUAACGAAGUGAUUCCAGUAAAUCGAAUCACUGUUCCUCGUUUGGGUGAAAUUUUGGAAUUGCCUAGAGACUCAAACUUUUCUUUAUUCAUUCCUAAGCAUCGUAGAAUUGCUGGACGACUGAUUGACAUCUUUUUAGGGGUCCGAAGCGUGGAUGACCUUCUGGCAGUAGCCGUCUAUUCCAGAGAUCGCGUUAACCCUUACUUGUUUAACUACGCUUUCUCGGUAGCCCUACUUCAUAGAGCUGACACUCAGGAUCUGGAUAUCCCUUCUAUCAUUCAUUCAUUCCCGGACAAAUAUCUGGAUAGCAAGGUUUUUGCUAAGGCUAGGGAGGAUGCCAGCGUCGUACCUGAAGGAGCCAGGAUGCCAAUAGAGGUACCAAUAGACUACACCGCCUCCAACUUAGAAGAAGAACAUCGUUUGGCAUACUUCAGGGAAGAUCUCGGUCUGAACCUCCACCAUUGGCAUUGGCAUCUGGUCUACCCAUUUGAAGCUGCUCAACAAGUAGUCGCUAAAGAUAGAAGAGGAGAACUUUUUUACUACAUGCACCAGCAAAUCAUGGCCAGGUACAACUUUGAGCGGCUCUGUAACAAGAUGAAACGCGUCGAACGGUUCCUGGAUUGGAACAAAGAGAUUCCGGAGGCCUAUUUCCCAAAACUGGACAGUUUGGUGGCCAGCAGGUCGUGGCCCGCCCGUGUAUCCAACCAGAAAUUGCAAAAUGUUAAACGGGAAGUGGAUGGUAUUAACAUUGAUGUAGAUGACAUGAAGAGGUGGAGGGAUAGGAUUUAUGAUGCCAUUCAUUCGGGAAUGGUCAGAGAUAGAAGCGGUAACUCGAUUCCCUUGGAUGAAACUACUGGUAUUGACAUCCUAGGCAAUAUGGUGGAGUCCAGUAUCCUUUCUCCCAAUAGGGACUUUUAUGGUGAUCUGCAUAAUACUGGACAUAUAUUGCUCAGUUAUAUUCACGAUCCUGACCAUAGACAUCUGGAAUCCUUUGGAGUCAUAGGAGACUCAGCUACAGCCAUGCGUGACCCAAUUUUCUACCGUUGGCACGGGUUCAUUGAUGACCUCUUCCAGGAAUUCAAAGGUACCUUGCCUAGAUAUACUGAAAACCAGCUGAACAAUCCUGGAGUCACUGUCCAAGGAAUCCAAGUGGACGUGGAGGGAGGUCAACCCAACGUUUUGCAAACCUUCUGGCAACAGUCCGACGUGGACCUAUCGAGAGGCAUGGACUUCCAACCCAGAGGAUCAGUUUUUGUUAGAUUCACUCAUUUACAACACCGUGGAUUCCAAUAUAAAAUCCAAGUAAAUAGUAACCAGGCACGUCAAGGCACAUGCCGUAUUUUCAUGGCUCCUAAAACUGACGAAAGGGGCAACCCUUGGCUUUUUAGGGAUCAGAGGCUGAUGUUUAUUGAAUUGGAUAAGUUUAAGGUCAAUCUCAAACAAGGAUCAAACACAAUCGUCCGUAACUCCGUCGACUCUUCAGUGACGAUUCCCUUUGAAAGGACUUAUAGAGAUCUGGAAACGUUCCGCCCUCAGGGUGGCGAUCAAUUAGCCCAGUUUAAUUUCUGCGGUUGCGGUUGGCCGGACAACCUUUUAAUCCCCAAGGGUGCUCCUGAAGGGUUCCCUUGUCAACUCUUUGUCAUGAUCUCUAAUAUUAACGAUGAUAGGAUAAACCAAGAUAGCUCGGGAGCAUGUAACGACGCCGAUUCCUAUUGCGGAAUUAAAGACAAAUUGUAUCCGGACAAACGUUCGAUGGGUUACCCGUUCGAUCGUAUGCCGCGUAAUGGAGUGGAUACUUUGCAGCAAUUCCUUACCCCUAACAUGAGAGUACAAGACGUAACCAUUCAGUUUCAAGAUAGAACGUUUAAGCCUCGCUCUUUAACAAAGUAAUUUAUUUUACUUGGCCCAACUGUGUCUUCGUCUCCGAUUGAUAAUAAUGUACUUACUAAUUGAGCAAUAAAUGAUUUAACUAAUUAAAAA